AUGGCAAAGAUGGGAAUCUGUUUCGAGGGGGCGAAGUGUCGGCACCAGCACUCCAAUGGCGUGCAACUAGCCCGGGCUGAGCCUUGCCCCUUUGGUGGCGAUUCCCGUGAGAGCUGCCCCUUGCGGAACCUCUGCGCCUUCACCCACGGUGAGGCAGAGCAGCAGUGUCCCCCGAUCUUCCGUGCACGGGGCGAUUCUCAGGGCCAUGCUCAGGGCCAUGAUGGCGAGGAGUCCGCAGCCAAUGUUGUGAAACGGUCGCUGGGCCGCGCCAUGGACCAGGUUCUGGCACUGCUGGCUGAGGCUCGUGCGCUGGGGCUGGUGGAUGACGUGCGUAGCGCCGAAAGGCGCCUGAAUUCAGUGCAGCGCCUGUCCGGUCCCAUGCCCAGCAACCCAAGCAACCAGCCUGCACCCCAGCCUGGACCCAGCCAGGAGGCAGCUGUUUCGAUGCCACGAGGCGCCCUGAGCCGGGCAUCUUCCUGCGACAGUUUCUUCGAUGGCGAGAACCUGCGAUUUGUGUUGGCACCUUCAACGCCUGGGGACAUCACCCGAUCCAACUCACCGCGAUCUGCGCACUCUCAAGCUCACAUUCCCCAAGUGUGGGAGGAGUGCCAGGGUUACCACGGCAUCUACAGACCCAGCUUGCCCUGUGCUGCCAGCAUAGACUCCGCGCUGCGCAACGUGAGCGAGCCAGCAUCGCUGCAGUCGCUGCAAGUGCCAUCCUCCAGCGCAGCGCAGGAGGCGUUUGAGGAGGUGCCGGCAUCAGCGGUGAAUGCUUGGCAAGAUGCCGUGGCCCCGCUGGUCCUGCGUGCCCCACUGCGCAGGCGGAGCAGCAAGGCAUCUGCGGAUGGACCUCCAAGCCUUGGCUUCAUGUGGCACACCAGCCCCUUUGCCAUCUCAAGGACACCCAACAUCCAUACGCCAGUCAGCCACCACUCUCCGGCAAGGUCUCCAACAUCCUUCAGUGGCUACUGCUCUCCCAUCCCAGGUUUCCCCUCUGGAGUUGCUUCCCCCAACCAGAGGCGAUCAGGCUACUCUUCUCCAUCCACCAUGGGUGGUGCAGCUUUCUUCGCUGGGGCAGCCACCCAGAGCGGCCUCAUGCGGCGGCUGAUGUCCCUGCGCGAGGCGCCCGACUUGCUGGAGCUGCUGCUGAAGCAUGCAGAGCGGGUGGCCCCGCGCCGGGCCAGCGAGCCGAGGUCGCUCUGCCUGGACCUCAGCUCGGAGCUUCUACCCGCGCUGCUGGCGUGCUCGCCGCUGGCCCAUUUGCUGGCACAAGUAUCCUGGCAGAAUCGGCAGCCGCGCCCAGCCUACAACUGCCUCAUGCAGCUCGCCUGGGAGUUUUACGGCAGCGACGGAUCCAGGCAGACCUAUGCCGAGGAAGCUGAUUCCAUAAGCUGGAACCCGGCGCGCAGACCGAUCGAAUCAGUUGCUGCAAUGCCUCUGAGCAAUCGUUUGGUGGCCAUCGACGCAACAUUGUUUGCGGAGCCACUGCUGAGACGCUUCGAGAGAGGCAAGUCAGUGCAGGAGGCACCCGUCUUUCCAAACCUGGUGGCUGGUCCUGCUGACAUGUUCUCCUGCUUUCUACGUUUCUUCCUGGGGGAGCUGCACGAUGAGUGCAAGUGGCCCACGCUGUCUGCUGUGCCCUACCAGCAUGAGGAUUCCCCAAUGAUGAGGAUCUUCGGGGGGCUGGUCCGUACCAACUCCCGGAGGAGCCGUGUCAGCAGUUUGGGAGAUGGCCACGCACACACCGAUGUCGCGCCCUUCCUGCUGCUGCACUUGGACCUUGCGGACCCAGGGGAUCCGAAGACCCCGAUAACUGUGGAGGCGGCGGUGGAGCAGGUCCUUCGACGCCACGAGGCCCGGUUCUUGCGGCUGCCGCCCUUCCUGCUCAUUCAUCUGCAGCGCUUCCGGACUGGCAGCGAUGGCUUGCCAGACCGCGUGAGCCGCAAGUGCCGCCUGGGUUUGCAUAUGGAGCUCGAAGAAGCUACAGGCUACACCCUGCGCUCGGUGGCCUACCACCUGCGCAGUGCCAUAUGCCAUUAUGGUGAGAUCCCAGAGAGUGGGGCCUACAAGGCUUUCGCUCUGCACUUGGAGGAGGAGGACAGGCCAGAAAGCAGCGGAAGCGCAGGCGGAAACGCAGGCGGAAACGCAGGCGUAAGCGGUGGAAGCUGGCACGUCUUGGAUGAUGCAGCCGUGCGCUGCAAGCAGAAGGACAUCCAGGACAUCAUCGACUCCGAAGGUCACCAUGCCUGUUUCUUGAUGUUCCGGCGCGGUGAUACAAAGACCGUCAAUCUCAGGCCACAUGCAGUUUUCUCAUAG
Messenger RNA from Symbiodinium pilosum, 2316 nucleotides. NCBI's taxonomy places the organism in Eukaryota, Dinophyceae, Suessiales, Symbiodiniaceae. The record is from the annotation of a GenBank genome assembly.